AUGACCAAGACACAGGAACGUCAGAUCUCGGUGGAGGGCUUCGCCCGGUACCUCAACGGGGAGGAGAACAGCAUCAUGCCCCCCGAGAAGCUGGACCAGAGCGAAGACAUGACCCUCCCCCUCUCCAACUAUUUCAUCAACUCCUCACACAACACGUACCUCACAGCCGGCCAGCUGGCGGGGAACUCGUCGGUGGAGAUGUACAAGCAGGUCCUCCUGUCCGGGUGCCGCUGCAUUGAGCUGGACUGCUGGAAGGGUCGCACCACGGAGGAAGAGCCGGUCAUCACUCACGGCUUCACCAUGACAACGGAGAUCUCUUUCAAGGAGGUGAUCGAGGCCAUAGCGGAGUGUGCCUUCAAGACCUCGCCCUUCCCCAUCAUCCUGUCUUUCGAGAACCACGUGGACUCACCGAAGCAGCAGGCUAAGAUGGCAGAGUACUGCCGGUCAAUAUUCGGAGACGCGCUACUGACUGAACCUCUGGAGAAAUAUUCUCUGGAGUCCGGCAUGCCCCUCCCGAGCCCGAUGGAGCUGAUGGGGAAGAUCUUGGUGAAGAACAAGAAGAAACACCACAAGACGGACGGCAGCGCCAAGAAGAAGCUGUCGGAGCAGGUGUCCAACACCUACAGCGACUCCUCCAGCGUGUGCGAGCCGUCCUCCCCCAGCGCAGGGUCGACCAAAGAGGAGAUGGCCGAUUCCUCGCAGCAUCCCGAUGGCGCCGAGCUCAGCCUGAGGCCGCAGGGCAGAAAGUCUAUCGGUGAGGUGGAGGCGGAAAGUGAGGAUGAAGAUGACGACGAUGACGACUGCAAGAAGGGCUCCAUGGAUGAGGGUACAGCGGGCAGUGAGGCGUUCGCCACGGAGGAAAUGUCCAACCUGGUCACCUACAUCCAGCCCGUCAAGUUCAACAGCUUCGAGGCCUCAAAAAAGAUCAAUCGCAGCUACCAGAUGUCGUCCUUCGUGGAGACCAAAGCGUUGGAGCAACUGACCAAAUGUCCCGUGGAGUUUGUGGAGUACAACAAGCUGCAGCUGAGCAGGAUCUACCCCAAAGGCACCCGGGUGGACUCCUCCAACUACAACCCUCAGCUCUUCUGGAACGCCGGCUGUCAGCUGGUGGCGCUCAACUUCCAAACCAUCGACCUGUCCAUGCAGCUGAACCUCGGCAUGUACGAAUACAACGGGAAGUGCGGCUUCAGGCUCAAACCGGAGUUCAUGAGGCGGCCGGACAAACACUUUGACCCGUUCACCGAGAGCACCGUGGACGGCAUCGUGGCCAACACGCUGUCCGUGAAGAUCAUCUCAGGCCAGUUCCUGUCCGAUAAGAAAGUGGGCACGUACGUGGAGAUCGACAUGUUCGGCCUGCCGGUGGACACCAAGAGGAAGGCCUUCAAGACCAAGACGUCUCAAGGCAACGCCAUCAACCCCGUGUGGGAGGAAGAGGCCAUCGUCUUCAAGAAGGUCGUUCUGCCCACACUUGCUUCAUUGAGGAUCGCCGUGUUUGAAGAAGGAGGGAAGUUCAUCGGCCACCGGAUCAUCCCCGUGUCAGCCAUCCGUCCAGGCUACCACUACAUCAGCAUGAGGAACGAGAAGAACCAGUCCCUGACGUUGCCGACUCUGUUCGUGUACGUGGAAGUGAAGGACUACGUCCCGGACACGUUCGCAGACGUCAUCGAAGCCUUAUCCAAUCCCAUCCGCUACGUCAACCUGAUGGAGCAGAGGGCCAAUCAGCUGGCUGCGCUCACUCUGGAGGAGGGAGGAGAGGAGGAGGGUGACAAAGAGGCGGAGGCAGGAAGCGACGCCCCCUCCGAGUCGAAGGUGGACCCGAGGGCGGCGCUGCCCGCGGAGAACGGGCUGAGCUACACGCCCAUCAUCGCCCCGAAACCCCCGUCGCUGGUCGGCCACCAGCCCCCGUCUGCAGGCCCAUUGAAGCCACCAGUGAAGACUGAAGACAUCAUUCAUAGUGUCCUCACCGAGUUGGAGGGUCAGACGGUGGAGGAGCUGAAGCAGCAGAAGGGCUUCGUCCGGGAGCAGAGGAAGCAGUACAAGGAGAUGAAGGAGCUGGUCCGGAAGCACCACCGCAAGACCGGCGAGCAGAUCAAGGAGCACACGGCCCGCGUGUCCGAGCUGCAGGGCCAGCACCAGCGGCGGCGCUCUGCCAUGCAGAAGAGCCACAAACGAGACGGUAAGAAAAGUCGGUCCGAGCACUCCCUGUCGACCCUGGACCAGGAGCUGUGUGACCUGGAUCAGGAGUACGGCCAGAGGCUGGCGGAGCUGAAGGAGCAGCAGCAGCAGCAGCUGCUCACACUUCGCCAGGAACAGUACUACAGCGAGAAGUACCAGAAACGGGAACACAUCAAGCAGCUGGUGGAGAAGCUGACCGCCAUAGCGGAGGAGUGUCAGAGUGCUCAGCUUAAAAAGAUCCGAGACAUCUGUGAGAAAGAAAAGAAGGACCUCAAGAAGAAAAUGGACAAGAAAAGGCAAGAGAAGAUCAACGAAGCCAAGUCCAAAGACAAGAAUGUGACGGAGGAAGAGAAGUUGGAGAUCAACAGAUCGUUUGUCAACGAGGUGGUGCAGUACAUCAAACGGUUGGAAGACGCUCAGAGUAAAAGACAUGAGAGACUACUGGAGAAGCACACGGACAUCCGCCAGCAGAUCUUGGACGAAAGGCCGAAGCUCCAGAGCGACCUGGACCAGGAGUACCAGGACAAGUUUCGCCGGCUACCCGUGGAGAUCCAAGAGUUCGUGCAGGACAGCAGCAAGGCCAGGCUUAGCGACGACGGCGGCGGCGUCCACGGGAACCUCGCCGCCUCCUCCUCGACCGCGGAGAAGCUCAACCACAAGGCGUCGCACUCGGAGGACGACACGGAGGAGGGCUCGUCGGAGCGAGUCUACGACACGCCCCUUUAGAGAUUCGAACCCCCACCCCCACCCCUCCCUCUCGGCGCUUUUCGCUUCGCACCGGGACACUUGAUUGGUGGAUGUGGUUGUGAACCACGGCUCUGGGAUGGAGACCCUAAUUUUAACCAACGGGAGGAUUAGAUCAAAUCUGAGCCUGAACUGGUGAGUAGAGGUCCUCUCUCUCUGCGUAGAGUGCAGUCUUGUCCGGGGAAAGAAAACUAAAAAAAACUAAAACGUUUCAUGUAAAUAGUAACUUUUUUGUGUGUGCGUGUAUUUAUUUGUUACCUUUUAUGUUGUCGUCUCUUUCGGUACGGCCACAGGAUGUGUUACAAAGCACUAACUAUUUGCAGGAAUUAACUUACUUGAACUAUUUGCACAGAGAGAGUAGUUUCUUUUUUUUUUAAAUUUGUUUAAAAUACCAUUUAUACCAUUUAGAUUCACACUCACUUAUUUGCACUCGCCCAAGUAACCAUGUAACUUACUUUUACCCAGAGGCACUGGUGGCUUGCUGGUUCUCCAUGUUGUUCUCACAGAACUAAAGCUGCUAUUUUACUUUUUUUUUU
Cyclopterus lumpus (lumpfish) is the source of this 3455-nucleotide messenger RNA. RefSeq names its product 1-phosphatidylinositol 4,5-bisphosphate phosphodiesterase beta-1-like. Gene Ontology annotation, biological process: memory; phosphatidylinositol-mediated signaling; lipid catabolic process. Gene Ontology annotation, cellular component: nuclear speck; cytoplasm. Gene Ontology annotation, molecular function: phosphatidylinositol-4,5-bisphosphate phospholipase C activity; calmodulin binding; calcium ion binding. The record is from RefSeq and is a predicted model, not a curated record. NCBI's taxonomy places the organism in Eukaryota, Metazoa, Chordata, Actinopteri, Perciformes, Cyclopteridae. The transcript is spliced from 25 exons. Bases 1 to 2901 code for a protein of 966 amino acids.